Symbiodinium sp. CCMP2592 is the source of this 813-nucleotide messenger RNA. The record is from the annotation of a GenBank genome assembly. Lineage: Eukaryota; Dinophyceae; Suessiales; Symbiodiniaceae.
AUGGCGGCGAGCAAGCUCGGUGCAGCUGUGGAUUUGGAGGAGGAGGAAUCCGAGGAGUCGGAGGUCCGGGUGGAAGACCCGGCAGUGCCCGUGGCCGUGGCGGCCGAGGGCCCCCUGUACUAUGUCCACCAGAAGGACUGGAAGUAUCAUGCGAAGGGGAAGCAGCGGGAGAAGAGCUGGAUGGAGGAUUCUGAGGGCUUCGAGAAGAUGCUCUCCAACAUGAGGUGGGCCUACAAUAAAGCGGCCGAGGAGAACAAGGCCAAGGAAGCCCAGGAGGCCAAGGAGGCCAAGGAGGCCAAGGAUCCCAGCAAGAAGGGCAAGAAGAAGAAGAAUAAGGGGAUCAACCGUCGGCUGCGAGGAGUCCAACGGGGCUUCACGAAGGGACCGGGUACCAUCCGUGCAGUGCCAUCGGAGCCGAAGCCGCCCAUCCAGCCGAAGCCGCUGAAGCCGCCUAUCAGCAAGGGCAUCCCGAGGGCCUUUCAGGACAAGACGCCCAUCAAGGCCGAGAGUGUGGGGAAGGCUUUGAUCCCCAGGACGUAUCCGAAAGUGAUUCAGCCACCGGUGCCGGCAAUCAACAUCAAUUUCUUUGGGAGCUCAGGUGCCUCCGAUGUCAUCGCCGGGUUGCUUGCGGCCAUUGGAGCCGGGAUGGCGGGGCAGCCGCCGAUGCCGCCGCCGGCGGCGGGCCCAGGGCCAAUUAUCGAGGAGGUUAAGCCCGAGGAGGAGCCCGGCAUGGAUGUGGACGAUGAGGAUGAGGAGGAUGGCAAGGGCGAUUCGGAGGAGGGCAAGAAUAAGAGAAAGAGGGAUGAGGAGUGA